Molecule: messenger RNA, 3397 nt
Organism: Danio rerio (zebrafish)
Lineage: Eukaryota; Metazoa; Chordata; Actinopteri; Cypriniformes; Danionidae
Gene: trim35-1
Product: tripartite motif containing 35-1
Biological process (GO): protein ubiquitination
Molecular function (GO): ubiquitin-protein transferase activity; zinc ion binding
Source: RefSeq, marked provisional
GUAUGCUAAAAUCAGUAAGCAGUUUGCAUGUUUCUGUCUUCGCCAGUGUUUAGUCUCGAUUAGUUUUCAGCGCACUUUCGUUAUUCUCCGUGUAAAUGUCGCUUGAGGAUGACCUGUCGUGUGCGGUUUGCACUGAUGUCUUCCGUGAUCCGGUGUUGUUGGGCUGUGGGCACAGUUUCUGCCGUCAGUGCAUCUAUGAUCACUGGUCUUCCAGCGGAACCAGAAACUGCCCGAUCUGUCGGCAGGUUUCACGGCAGCGCCCGGUGGCCAAUGUUAGCCUGAGAAACACCUGCGAGUCUUACCUGCUGCGGGAGCAAAACACCAGGACAGACCGCAAAGAUGAGGAUGAACAGCCGUGUCCGGUACACGGAGAGAAGAUCGAGCUCUUCUGUCAAAACGAUGAGCAGCUUUUAUGUGCGAGGUGUAGGAAAUGUGGACACGGAUGGCAUAAGACAAUGCCCUUACAACAGGCUGUACGACAACGCAGGGGAAAGCAGAAAGCAGCUCUUCGAUCCGCCGAAAAGACUUUGUUGUCAUUACAGAACGGUACAGCGCGGGAUCCCAAAAUCUCUAGGUACAUUCAGUCACAGGUUCAGGAGACGGAGAGGAAAAUAAAGGUGGAGUUUGAGAAGCUCCAUCAGUUCCUCAGAAAGGAAGAGGAGAGCAGAAUAAUGUCUCUGAAUGAAGAAGAGGACGAAAAAAGAGGAGCGAUUGACCGAUCAAUACAAGGAGAAAUACUGACCAUUUGUGACAGAAUCAAAGAGCUGAAAGCAGGAAUUGAAGACGACGACAUCAGCUUUCUGCAGAAUUAUCAGAGGAUCAUGAACAGGAGUGAGUACACACUCCCAGAACAGGAACUGAGUUCAGAAAGUCUUAUCGAUGUUUCCAAACAUCUGGGCAACUUGAAGUAUCAAGUGUGGGAGAAGAUGAAGGAAAUCUGCCCCUACUACCCGGUGAUCCUGAACCCAAACACUUCUGCACCACAGCUCUCUGUGUCAGACGAUCUGACCUCUGUGACCUCAUCAACCCAUCGACAGAACCAAACCAGCGAUCUUCCUCUGCACAGGAGCCGUGUGGUGCUGGGCAGCGUGGGAUACAGUGAUGGAGAUCACACAUGGGAGAUUGAGGUGGGAAAAAGUCGACACUGGAGCCUCGGAGUGUGUCUUGAAUUGAAGGGAAAACCCAUUACGCAACCGUUGAUCCCUGCAAAUGGCUUCUGGGGUCUCAAACGUGAGGGAUACAUGUACCACUUGAUGACCGCUGAGGCGUGUGAAAUAAACAUUAAGAGAAAUCCUGAGGUAGUGAGAGUAAAGCUUGAUUAUGUGUGUGACGACACAAUGGAAAAACAACGCUGGAGGAGGGUGAGCUUUAUUGAUGCCAGCUGUGAUGCGGUUAUUGAAAGAUUUUCUAGAGUGCCGCUGCAGCAUAAACUCUUUCCCUUUGUGAUCCCAGAAGAUCAGUCCAUCCCGCUGCGCAUCGCUCCGGCUAACAUUAUUCUGACCGUUGAAAAGAAAAUGUCCUUCAUGGAGAGACAUGAACUCUUGAUUAGGGUCUGUUUUGGUUUUGUCAUGCUUAUAAUAAUGAUUCUCUUACCGAAGAAUGAGCAGCGAGGCAAAUAAAAUAUGAGUGCAAUAGUCACACAUACUGUAAUUGUAGCUCAGAUAACUUACAGAGAAACGUGCUUUGCACCUAAAAAUGAUCCUAAAGCAUUCCCGUGUUUUAUAUACUGUAGUCAGCAUUUGAAGUGGAUCAAAACCUUUAAUCAAAGUUGUCCUACAAUGUUCGAACAACACCCGUUUCUUGUCUUAGGACAGUGGUUCUCAAACUGUGGUACGUGUACCACUAGUGGUACGCAGGCUUCCUUCUAGUGGUACGCGGAAGAAUGAACACAUUUCAAAAUGUAUUAAAAAUGAUGUAUAUAAUAUGCCAUAUAUGACAUAUAGCCUGUAUUUCUGAGGUAAUCUGCCACGUUUUUUUAACUGUGCAGAGUUGUAGCUGCUUUACUGGGUCUACUACGCUACUGUAUUUCAAUACUGCUCAUUUUGAUGGUACUUGGAAAGACAUUUUUUCUGGGGUGGUACUUGAUGAAAAAAGUUUUAGGACCCCUGUCUUAGGACAAUUUAGGAAAAACUUUUUGAUGUUGAUGACUGUAUGUGAUCACAUAUGUGGUGUCACUAUUACAAGGCCUUCAUUCAUUCAUUUCCCUUUGGCGACCCCUGAAUAGGGAUGCGACGGUUAACCGAUUUCACUAUUAACCGCGAUUUACUUUGUCACGGUUAAUUAAUCGUAAAGGCUUCUCAACACCGUGUUCUUGCACGGAACAAAACUGCAGCAACUAAGCAAAGUUAUGCCCACGGUGAGCUAGUUUGUACAUCGAGACUAAUAACCACACUGGACUAACUAUGACUGAGGCUAUUAACUAAGGCAUGCUCGUUGAAGUUCGUUAUUUCCAAUGGAGGGAUGUGCACGCAACGCGUUCACGCUUUUCAGGUGCACCUAAUUGCGAUGACAAGGGGGCUUUUGUGACCGGGGAACUGCAUACGGCUGAAGUUUGAGGAGGAAGGAGUGGAAAGUACACCCACUUUAACCCACUUACAAAUAAUGGCGCCGAUGAGAGCGAUCAUGUGGCGAGUGUUGAUCCACCAGCUGAGAUCAAUUGAGUGUUUUCAGAGAGAUUGCUUAAAGACUCAAGCCUGUUUCACUACGCAAGCGUGAGAAGCUAGUGUUUUUUUUUGGCCUCCAUGUUAACAGAUUAGAGCUUUCAUACUUCACACAGCAGCACGUCAGCGUGAGCAUCACUGAAGCUGCAGUGCCGUGACAGUUUUGGCGUUGGUCUAUUUUUGCUGUGCUGCACGCGCUCAAUUAAAGUGGUAAUGCAUUGAUAAUGACCAAAAACAAAUUGAAUGACAGUAAAAGUAGCAAUUUUACCCUAUAAAUGCAUCAAUAAUAAUAAUAAUAAUAUUCACUGAUAUUUAUAUAGUCAAUCAAAUGAACUUUAAAAACGUCAACAAAUAUUUAUUUAGGCCUGAACUACAAAUACAAAUUUAAAAUAAUUUUAAACUAGCGGGGUUUUGAAAUCAAUGAAUGCAAAUAAUCGAGAUAACCAUAAAACUGUGAUUAUUUCUUAGACUAUAAUCGUAUACCCAAAAUUUAUAAUUGCAUCCCUAUCCCUGAUGAACCGCCAACUAUUCCGGCAUAUGUUUUACACAGUGGAUGCCCCUCCAGCUGCAGCUCAGUACUGUCAAACAUUACAGGGCAGUUUCAGUCUAAUCCUGUCUUCUGUUCAGUUUUCACAUUGUGUUGGAGGAGGGACUUUGUUUUCACAGAACUAAAAUAAAAUCAAGCUGUUAAUUUUUGUUCUUAGUUCACUUAAAAAGGACAAAUAAAUAUCUAUAAC